Asparagus officinalis (garden asparagus) is the source of this 980-nucleotide messenger RNA. Its product is annotated as protein arginine N-methyltransferase 2. Bases 141 to 788 code for a protein of 215 amino acids. The record is from RefSeq and is a predicted model, not a curated record. Gene Ontology annotation, molecular function: S-adenosylmethionine-dependent methyltransferase activity. Gene Ontology annotation, cellular component: nucleus; cytoplasm. The transcript has 2 exons. NCBI's taxonomy places the organism in Eukaryota, Viridiplantae, Streptophyta, Magnoliopsida, Asparagales, Asparagaceae.
AAAAAGCCCACUUCAAAUGUCAAAAUCCCCGAAGACCUCCUCUGCGCCGCCGCCGCCUCCGGCCGACACCGACGCGUCAAAUCCCUCCUCUCCUCCGGCGCCGACCCCUCCCACUUCGACUCUCCGGCCUCACCCCCCUCAUGCACGCCGCCCUCCACGACCGCUCCGCCGCCGCCGACCUCCUCCUCUCCGCCGGCGCCCCAUCGGUGAUGAUGGCGUGGGAGGGGCCGCUGAUGGAGGCGCACGCGAGGGCGGUGUGCAGCAAUGGGGGGAGGGUUUUGAAUGUGGGGUUUGGGAUGGGGAUGGUGGACGAGGCGAUCCAGAAGUACGAGGGGGUGACGGAGCAUACGAUCGUGGAGGCGCACCCGGAGGUUUAUGACAGGAUGAUGAAGUCCGGGUGGGGGGAGAAGAAGAAUGUGAAGGUUGUGUUCGGGAGGUGGCAGGACGUGAUAUCGCAGCUCGGGUCUUUUGAUGGAAUAUUUUUUGACACAUAUGGGGAAUACUAUGAAGACCUGAGGGAAUUCCAUCAGCAUCUUCCCAAGCUCCUAAAGCCUGGAGGAAUCUAUUCAUACUUCAAUGGGCUUUGUGGCGGUAAUGCAUUUUUCCAUGUGGUUUACUGUCAGUUAGUUGCUUUAGAACUUGGUAAUUUAGGGUACUCGACACAAUUCAUUCCUUUGCCUGUUAAGGAAUGCUUGGCCGAGAAUAUAUGGGAGGGUGUGAAACAUAAAUACUGGCAGCUAGACACAUACUACCUCCCUGUAUGCCAAUCAGCUUUGGAUUCUGAUUGAUUUUCAACACUUAAAUUGGAUUUUUUUGAUGUUUGAGCUUUUUUUCUAUCAGAGAUGUACUAUGCAAAACUCGAAAGAAGUCUAGUAUAAGAUUAUUUCUAAAAGAUUCUCUCUGUGUGUUUCCUUUCAUAAUGGUCAGUGUGUAUUAAGACAUCAUGUAACCAUUCUCUAAGCCUCACCGUAUUCUUACAA